AUGAAGAAGAGAGAGUCAAAGAAGGAGGCCGUGCAACAGGGUACACCAGUGGAGGCGACUGAGCAUCGUCAUUCAAAGUUGUCACAUGAGCAUACCAAGCCAUUGACACACGAUGAUAAGUUGGAGUUAAAGAAGAAGUUAAAGGCUCGCAGGAAGCUAGAGAUCAAGGAGGCCAACUCUGAACGUGUCAAGCAUCUGAUGGACGUCAAGGAGACUGUUGAUAAAGAGGCGGUCACUGAGGAGUCUGUCCGUGUCACCCUUCGCAAACAAGCAGUGGCAAGUGCAGGUUCAGCUGCAGCAAUCAUUGGAGAGUCAGGCAGUCGACCACGCAAUGGACAGACUGUGGAGUACUUUGAACAGAAAGACGAGGAUUACAUGGAUGAUGAUCUUGAAGAGAGGGACGAAGAUGAUGAUGAUGAUGAUGAUGAAUAUGAAGAUGAAGAUGAUGACGAGUAUGAGGAUGAGGAUGAGGACGAAGAUGAAGAUGAGGACGAGGAUGAGGAUGAGGAUGAAGACGAAGAUGAUGAUGAUGAUGAGGGCGAACAACGCACUCAGAUUGUUGAAAGAAGAUCACAACGUGGACCAUCGUCAGCACCAGCACCAGCACCAGUACCACAGUUUGACAUAAACAAGAUUGAUCCAUCAAAGAUUAUCACAGUCACUCAAGAGAUGAUUGAUGAGUUGGGACUGGAACAGAUGGAGGAGGGCGAGGAGGAUGAGGACGACACCAUCACAUCGCCACAGUACAUCACCUUUGAGGACGCCAAGGCAAAGUAUGGAUUCACCGAGACCGAGCUGAGAGAGAACGCAUUCAAUGCUGCAGUGUUGCAAGCGAUGAAGACCCAACCUCAAAAGAUGUCCAAGGCGGUCAAGGACGAGUACGAGGAGAUGGAGGUGGAGGCCAUAGCCCCAGCCCCAGCCCCAGCACCAGCCCCUGCAGUGGAGAAGGAGGCUGCCCCCAAGAAGAAGGCUGCCAAGAAGGAGAAGAAGGUUGUCGAAGUGCAACCAACCGUAUCAACAUCAGCUGAGCCCAAGAAUGAGUUUCAAUCAGUUGAUGAGCUGGUACAACAUAAAUUCCAACAAAAGGAGGCAUCCAUGAGUGCCAAGACUGUUGGCUCAGGUCCCAUUCAAAUGUCCGAAGUGAUGGAGGCAUUGGCCGACACCAAGAUGGAGGACUUUGUUGUGGUCGACGUCAGCGAGAAGUGCUCAUUCACCAAGCACUUUGUAAUUGCCAGCUCAGACUCGAAUCGUGCUUUGAUCAAUGCCGAAGAGGACCUGCUGGAGAAGUUCCGCCACCGUUUCAAGAAAGAUCACAAGCCAAGAAACAAUGACGAUACCUCUGACGUGUGGCGUGUGCUCGAUCUCGAAGUGUGCGUCGUGCAUCUCUUUGAGACGGCCACCAGGAACUACUACGACCUGGAAACGCUCUGGGUCACCAGGCGCCCCAUUGGCACUGAGGAGCAGAGCUGGGACGACGAGAAGACCGACCAGAUCCUCGUCAAUGCCAACGCCAGCGCCAAGAAAUAA
Messenger RNA from Acytostelium subglobosum LB1, 1527 nucleotides. RefSeq lists its product as hypothetical. The transcript has a single exon. The record is from RefSeq and is a predicted model, not a curated record. Gene Ontology annotation, biological process: negative regulation of translation; negative regulation of ribosome biogenesis. Gene Ontology annotation, cellular component: mitochondrion. Lineage: Eukaryota; Evosea; Eumycetozoa; Acytosteliales; Acytosteliaceae. The coding region runs from base 1 to 1527 and encodes 508 amino acids. Gene Ontology annotation, molecular function: ribosomal large subunit binding.